AUGGGUAAUGGUAAUUUAAUUAUUUAUUAUUUAGAUUGGAAAACCUCAACAUCAUUCAAGUAAUAUCACACCUUAGCCUGGCAUCAUAAUUGUAUUAAUUUUAUAUUUAAAUUAUUAUAUACUAAUAAGAUUUUAAUUGGAUUUUUAUCAGUUCAUGAAAAAUAGCUAAAGUGUUAAAAAUCUUAAAUUUAAAGUUCCAAUAAUCUCAAGCUGAAGAUUUACUUAACAUCAGCACAUAUAAAAAGAUAACAAAUCAUUUGA
Molecule: messenger RNA, 261 nt
Organism: Paramecium octaurelia
Lineage: Eukaryota; Ciliophora; Oligohymenophorea; Peniculida; Parameciidae
Source: the annotation of a GenBank genome assembly